AUGGCAGAUGUGAAGUUACAUGGUUUCUGGCCUAGCCCUUUUAGUCAAAGAGUUAUAUGGGCUCUUAAACUAAAGGGUGUGGAGUAUGAGUAUAUAGAAGAAGACCUCUCUAAUAAGAGUGAACUGUUAUUGAAGUAUAACCCAGUUUACAAGAAGAUCCCUGUCCUUGUCCAUGGUGGCAAGCCAAUCGCGGAAUCUCUAGUUAUCCUUGAAUACAUUGAAGAAAUAUGGCCGGAGAAUCCAUUGCUCCCAAAAGAUCCUUAUGAGAGAACCAUGGCUCGGUUUUGGAUUCAAUAUGGAGUUACUAUGGUUGCUGUCUUUAGGGCAUUCAUCCGAGCUAGUGGAGAAGAGCUAGGCAAGGCAGCAAAAGAAUUGUUGGAAGUGCUGAAAGUCUUAGAAGAGCAAUGCCUUGGAGAUAAGAAGUUUUUCGGUGGGGACAGCAUAAAUCUAGUAGACAUCUCGUAUGGAGUAUUCUCUUAUUGGUUUGCAACCACUGAAGAAGCAAUAGGUGUAAAAGUGUUGGAACCAACCACAUUGCCUCGAUUGCAUACUUGGACUAAGAAUUUCCUUGAAGUUCCUCUGAUUAAAGAAAACAUUCCGGACAAUGAUAAGAUGUUAGCCUACGUGAGAGGUCUCAGGGAGAAAUUAGACAACAAGUAG
Molecule: messenger RNA, 660 nt
Organism: Dovyalis caffra
Lineage: Eukaryota; Viridiplantae; Streptophyta; Magnoliopsida; Malpighiales; Salicaceae
Source: the annotation of a GenBank genome assembly